Messenger RNA from Chlamydomonas reinhardtii, 1359 nucleotides. RefSeq lists its product as uncharacterized. NCBI's taxonomy places the organism in Eukaryota, Viridiplantae, Chlorophyta, Chlorophyceae, Chlamydomonadales, Chlamydomonadaceae. The transcript is spliced from 3 exons. The coding region runs from base 74 to 565 and encodes 163 amino acids. The record is from RefSeq and is a predicted model, not a curated record.
CUCAUAUUCUGUGCAGCUCCGAUAUUAAUCUUGUCAGAAAGGACAAAUCGCACCUUCGCGUUACGUCGACGACAUGCCAUUUGUCUCGGCCAAAACGGCGGUACUAGCGGCACCACAAUUACAAGGACCCGACGUCGACACAGUGAUAAGCGCACGUCAAAAAGAGAUAGAGCUGCAGGAAGCGGAGCUGGAGCGGAAGGAGAGCGACCUGCGGCUGUCGUGCGCGAGUUUGGCGCCAUCCGUGCAAGAGGCGCGCUGGGCGUGCAUGCGGGAGGAGCGGCAUGCCUUAGCACAGAAGUGGGCGUGUCUGGCGCAGGACAAGCGACUACGUGCGGACCGAGAGCAGAUGAUGCUUUCAGCUGCCAUGAUGGGCGCUCCGCUGGCUCAGGCCGCCAGUCGUGACGGCGCCGGCUUGCGUGACGGCCCGUCAUUGCCCUGGGGCCUGCCGCCGCUGCAGCACACCUACUGUGCUCUGUGGAGUGUGCAGCAGAUCCAGUGGCUGGCGGUGGCGCAGCAGCAGCAGCAGGCCGACAUGCCGGCCAUGUCCUGUUGCUUUCAGAGGUAGAGGAAAAGACGCAUGGUUGCCAGAUGUAGUGUUGGUCGUGUGGUGGUGGUGGGUUGGUGGUGGUGGGUUACGGGGCUGAUGCACAGGAUGAGAGCGAGCAGCAGUGGAGCAGCGGCAUGCGGAUGGAAAAGGUGGUAUGUGCGGAUAAAGAGCGAGGCUCUGUGUACUUGUGUGAAAGUGCAGGGUUAAGGAUGCUAAUUUAUGGUAUAGAUAGCUGGGGAAUUGUGAAGGAUGCUAAUUCAUGGUACAGCUGGGAAAUUGUGAAGGUAUUUUGCAGUGCCGUAAGUGGGCACCUGCAAGGCCUGCCUCUGCUCAUCCGUAAACCCAGUCAGCAGGUAACCUAACAGGGGGCCGGGACGCCGGGGGAGGCUGGGAAGCCUUGCUAAGCCUGCCCAGUGUGUCGUCCUGGCUGGGCAUAACACCCCUGCCGGAUGGGGGCCCUGGGGUGGGCUGGCAGCUGUGCCGUGCACAACGUGUAAACAAUGGUGUAGUAUGUGUAAAGCCGUGGUGGUUCUCAAGCAUGUGAAACCUGUUGAGCCGUGGGGACUGUGGGAAGGCCUUGGCAGCAGGCCCGUGGCGAAGCAUUCUUUGGCAUCGUGUUUGCCUAGUGCGUGUGCGUCAGGUGCUACCGUACCAGGGGCCCCGGGUCAUCGUGGUUCCCUCACUAGUGCUGCCGGAUGCUAUGGCUGGUUUGAGGAGCGGUGGAACACAGCGCGAGGCGGGCUGCGGUCGUCCGGUGUUGGGAGUCACGGACAUGUGCAGCACGCAGGCAUGGACCAACGCCCGCCUGACGU